Messenger RNA from Lates calcarifer (barramundi perch), 1274 nucleotides. RefSeq lists its product as uncharacterized. The coding region runs from base 38 to 1159 and encodes 373 amino acids. The record is from RefSeq and is a predicted model, not a curated record. The transcript has 4 exons. Gene Ontology annotation, biological process: response to bacterium. Lineage: Eukaryota; Metazoa; Chordata; Actinopteri; Centropomidae.
CAAGACUCUUUUCACUCAAGUCAGCUAUUUGAACACGAUGACAUCUCCAAAGUUUGUUUUAUAUCUGACAUGUUUGUUCUUGUGCAAAGCGGCUCUGAUGGCUAAUCUAUCCUCAUCUAUUCGUCAAGAGAAAGAUUUUAUAGCAGCUUCUGUUGGUGAAAGUAUAAUUUUGGAAUGUUCCUAUGACAGUAAUGUGGUAGCUAGGUAUUACUGGUAUAAGCAAACUUUGGGGCAGAAACCAAGGCUCAUCUCUAGUUUCUACUCAUAUGAUAAAAAUGGCACUUUUUAUAAUGAAUGCAAGAACAAUCCACGCUUCACACUGGAGACUGGAAAUGGUAAAAAUCACUUGAGGAUCUCAGAUUUACGCACGUCAGAUUCAGCGACUUAUUACUGCGCAAAUAGCUUUUCAAUAACAUUUGAAUUUGCAGAGGGCACUUCUGUCAGUGUAAAGGAAUCAGGCUUGAACAUCCAGGCUCUGGUCCAUCAGUCAGAAUCUGAGACCAUCCAGCCAGGAGGCUCUGUGACUCUCAACUGUACAGUACACACUGAGACCUGUGAUGGAGAACACAGUGUUUACUGGUUCAAAAGCUCUGAAGAAUCUCAUCCAGGACUCAUUUACACCCAUGGAGACAGGAAUGAUCAGUGUGAGAGGAAACCCAACACACAAACACACACCUGUGUCUACAACUUGCCAAUGAAAAACCUGAGUCUUUCUCAUGCUGGGACCUACUACUGUGCUGUUGCCUCAUGUGGACACAUACUGUUUGGAAAUGGGACUAAGCUGGAUAUUGAAGAUGAGAACUCUCUCGUCUUGGUGUAUGUCUUGAGCAGCGCCUUGGCAUUCACCAUCAUCCUGAGUGUUUUACUGACUUUCUUACUGUACAUAAGAAAGAGAAACAGCUGCCAGUGUACAGGUAAAUUGUGGAGUUUGUAUCUGCAGUGUGUAAUUACUGAAUACACCAUUAUAGAAAUUUUCCACUGUUUUUCAGAAUCUCAAGCAAGAUUUACAGCCUCCUCCACAACAAAUGCAGAGAGUUGUAAAAAUGAAGAAAACCUCCAUUACGCUGCUUUAAGGGUAAAAAAGGCUGACAGAUCUAGAAGACUGAGGGAUGACACACAGGAGGGAUGUGUGUAUUCCAGUGUAAAGCACAUGACAUGACUUCAAUUCUGUUGCCUUCUGUCUAAUUUCACAUGUAAUUUUACCAAAUGAUUGAUGCAAAGCUUAACCUUGCCAUAAACUAAUUAAAGAACCUCCUCCAAUGACAAGAUAUAAA